AAAUUAUUGUUGAGCCUCGCCGUUACUUUUCAAGUUUAUUUGAGAACUUCUCACACAAUUUCUAACAAUGAGGGAGAUUGUUCAUAUCCAGGCCGGUCAGUGCGGAAACCAAAUCGGUGCCAAGAGAUUAAAGCCGGCAACAAGGACAUAUUCACACCCAUGGCCUCAUUAAAGAUGCACACGUCCUCUGUGGCAUCAAAAAUGAGGUUAAAUCGUCUUCAUCCUUCAUAAGACUUCGACAUGCCUUUCAAAUGAUGAGAUUGUGAGUGUCUGUUGAACUCAUCUGAGGUCAGGGUGGGGAGGAGGAGGCAUUCACAAAUGGACUUAAUGGCUCUAACAGCUGCAGCCCAUCCCCACUAUGUUCUGGGAGGUGAUCAGUGAUGAACAUGGGAUUGACCCAACAGGAACCUACCAUGGAGACAGUGACCUGCAGCUGGACAGAAUCAGCGUCUACUACAACGAAGCUACAGGAGGUAAAUAUGUACCAAGAGCUAUUCUAGUUGAUCUGGAGCCCGGCACCAUGGACUCCGUGCGUUCAGGACCAUUUGGACAGAUCUUCAGACCAGACAACUUUGUAUUUGGACAGAGCGGCGCUGGUAACAACUGGGCCAAGGGCCACUACACAGAGGGGGCGGAGCUUGUUGACUCUGUCCUGGAUGUGGUCCGUAAGGAGUCUGAAAGCUGUGACUGCCUGCAGGGCUUCCAGCUGACUCACUCCCUUGGUGGUGGUACCGGGUCUGGAAUGGGUACCCUGCUGAUCAGCAAAAUCCGUGAAGAGUACCCAGACCGCAUCAUGAACACCUUCAGCGUGGUGCCUUCCCCAAAAGUCUCUGACACCGUAGUGGAGCCUUACAACGCCACACUGUCUGUCCAUCAGUUGGUGGAGAACACAGACGAAACCUACUGCAUAGACAAUGAAGCCUUAUACGAUAUCUGCUUCCGCACCCUCAAACUCACCACUCCCACAUACGGCGACCUCAACCAUCUGGUCUCUGCCACCAUGAGUGGUGUCACCACCUGCCUGCGCUUUCCCGGCCAGCUGAAUGCUGACCUGCGCAAAUUAGCCGUCAACAUGGUGCCCUUCCCCCGUCUGCACUUCUUCAUGCCCGGCUUCGCUCCUCUGACCAGCCGAGGCAGCCAGCAGUACCGCGCCCUCACCGUGCCUGAGCUCACGCAGCAAGUUUUCGACGCCAAGAACAUGAUGGCGGCCUGUGAUCCAAGACACGGACGCUACCUGACCGUCGCCGCCGUGUUCCGUGGCCGCAUGUCCAUGAAGGAAGUCGACGAGCAGAUGCUGAACGUCCAGAACAAGAACAGCAGCUACUUCGUGGAAUGGAUCCCCAACAACGUCAAAACCGCCGUCUGCGACAUUCCACCUAGGGGCCUAAAAAUGGCCGUCACCUUCAUCGGCAACAGCACGGCCAUCCAAGAGCUGUUCAAGCGCAUCUCCGAGCAGUUCACAGCCAUGUUUAGGCGUAAGGCUUUCCUCCACUGGUACACGGGAGAGGGGAUGGACGAGAUGGAGUUCACCGAGGCUGAGAGCAACAUGAAUGAUCUGGUGUCUGAGUACCAGCAGUACCAAGACGCCACCGCCGAGGAAGAAGGCGAAUUUGAGGAAGAGGCCGAUGAGGAUGCUUAAGAAGUAAACAAAAGGUGUUUGGGGAGGUGGUAGUGUGUACAAGUUUGAGUACAUGUAGCAAAACGCAUAUGGAACAACUUUUAGUGUCUCUAUCAAAUCAAGUAGAAAUUAGCACUAGACAAACGGGGCCAAAAAUAACCAGAGGAAGGCAGAAAGAAUGUUCUUAAACAUGGAAUGGGUGGAUAACAGUGUUUACCAUUAUAAAUCACUCACUUUUUUUGUGUAUUUCUUUACCAUUCUGAUGGUCAGGUCCUCUCUGUACAGGACAGGGAAGAAUAAAGUGGCAAACAUCCAGUUAGAAUCAAUGUUAUAAAUGGAUGGAUGGUGGGGUUUGGAGGACGGUUUCAAUGUUUCAAUGUUUUCUUUUGUUAUUUUUGCACUAGAACAGGGCAACUCUGUGAGAUAAUGGCACUUCAAUGUGACCUCAGCGGGUCUGAUUGCAGUAUUUAGACAAAUGUUUGGAAAAGUAUGUUGUGUGAAAGAUGAAGGAAAAGAAACGGAUUGAAAGAAAGAUAAGGUUCAGAAUAACAGGGUUAUUUACUGAAUCUUAACCUCGCUUGGACGCCAGCCAACGUCUACAGGAGGAAUGACUAUGACUAAUGACAUGGACGAUACAGGAAAGUAUUUUAGAUUAUCCAGAUGGAAAGACGAGAGUUUUAGAAUGUUGAAUUGAUUGUUGGUGCAAAUUUUUCACCAUCUCAUAUCUGAGCCCAUACUUUUGAGUGUUACUCAAUAUUCUUUAUUACAUAUUUUAAAUGCUUUGAUGUUCAUUGAUUGUCCCUGUGUGGAAAAAAACUGAGCCUCUGGAAAAAAACAAAAUAAAAAUGAAAACAAUUUCAUUAAAAAUCAA
This is a messenger RNA of Onychostoma macrolepis, 2489 nucleotides long. RefSeq names its product tubulin, beta 5 (gene tubb5). The record is from RefSeq and is a predicted model, not a curated record. NCBI's taxonomy places the organism in Eukaryota, Metazoa, Chordata, Actinopteri, Cypriniformes, Cyprinidae. Gene Ontology annotation, molecular function: GTP binding; structural constituent of cytoskeleton; GTPase activity. The transcript has 5 exons. Gene Ontology annotation, cellular component: cytoplasm; microtubule. The coding region runs from base 359 to 1639 and encodes 426 amino acids. Gene Ontology annotation, biological process: mitotic cell cycle; microtubule cytoskeleton organization.